This is a messenger RNA of Plasmodium malariae, 747 nucleotides long. RefSeq names its product conserved Plasmodium protein, unknown function. Gene Ontology annotation, biological process: endoplasmic reticulum to Golgi vesicle-mediated transport; vesicle fusion. NCBI's taxonomy places the organism in Eukaryota, Apicomplexa, Aconoidasida, Haemosporida, Plasmodiidae. The coding region runs from base 1 to 747 and encodes 248 amino acids. The transcript has a single exon. The record is from RefSeq and is a predicted model, not a curated record. Gene Ontology annotation, molecular function: SNAP receptor activity. Gene Ontology annotation, cellular component: SNARE complex; Golgi membrane; Golgi medial cisterna.
AUGAAGAAAAACUACGGUUUCCUAGAUGAUGAUGAAAAGCUAAAUGAAAAUAGUGAAAGCAUAAGAUACAGAGAAUACAAGAAAAACAUUAGGAAUAUACAAAUAAAUUUUGAACAGAUCUUAAGUGAAUUUAAAGAAAGCCUAAAUUAUUAUGAAAAUGAUAGCCCAAAACAAAAAGAUCAUUAUAUUCAUGAAUUUUUAUUAAAUAAUAAAAAAAAAAUAGAAGGGUUAGAAAAUUUACAUAAAAAUGGAAUACAAAAUUUAGAUAUCAUGAAAAAUUAUUUUAGUCACAAUAGUACAUAUGCUAUAGAAAUUGCUAGAUAUUUAAGUAUUUUUGAUAAAUUUAAAAUACAACUUCAAAAUGUCAAGAACACCUAUGAUAAAAUAUGCUUACAUAAUAGUAAUAGUAAUAAAAAUAGUAAUAAUAAUAUAUAUAAAAAAAAAGAAUUUUCUUCAAGGUUCACAAAUAAUAAUGAUAUUGAUCAAGUAUUUAAAGAAAGAUAUGCUUUAGAAUAUUCCAUAAGUGAGCUAGGUAAUAUAAUAUCCGUUGGACAAGAAACAAAUGUGAAAUUAAAAAUGCAAAAUUAUAAUGUUAUGCAUCAAUUGAAGAAAAUAAAUUUUAUAAAUAAUUAUUUACCCCAAAUUCAAAGAAUACUGAAAAAUAUUAAGAACUACAAUAUGAAGAAGACGAUUAUUCUAUCCGUAAUAAUAGCCCUCUGUAUAUUUGUUUUUUUUAUGAUUAGGUAG